Molecule: messenger RNA, 6187 nt
Organism: Bactrocera dorsalis (oriental fruit fly)
Lineage: Eukaryota; Metazoa; Arthropoda; Insecta; Diptera; Tephritidae
Exons: 3
Coding region: 5351-6019 (222 amino acids)
Biological process (GO): positive regulation of DNA-templated transcription
Cellular component (GO): nuclear body
Source: RefSeq, a predicted model, not a curated record
ACAGCUUACUAAAGGUAUAACCUUGCUAAUGGUAUCGUAGGUAUCAGCCGAAAUCUCCCUGGUAACAAUUUCAAAACACUUUAAUAAUUCAAUCACCUCCUUAAUUUUGUUCAGCUCGGAGGCAUUAACCAUAGAGGGUGCUUCUGGGCGAGUGAGCAGUACUUUACUUAAAAUAGGGGCUAACUGGACAAAUCUCUCUAACAUAUAAAAACAUAAAUUCUGUCGCGUUCUUACGUCAAGAAUCCUUUUCUUGGUAUUACUUGUAGAAGCCCGGGUGUCUACUUGCUUCUUCCGCAAUUUAUCACUGGCAUUAACACUUCUUUUAAUAAACUUAACAAAGUCGCGCACCUUAGUUAUCAAAGCUGAUACUUCCGUCGACUUAUCUAUUGAUUGCGUUACAACCAAAUUAAGCGUGUGUGCGAAGCAGGGUACUAUUUUUUUCGCUAAACAAGCUUCUAUUUAAUUUCAUCAUGGUCGAAUCAUUAUCAGUUACACAAGUUUCUUCUUCUUAAUUAGCGUAGACACCGCAUACGCGAUUAUAGCCAAGUUAACAACCGCGCGCCAGUCGUUUCUUCUUUUCGCUACGUGGCGCCAAUUGGAUAUUCCAAGCGAAGCCAGGUCCUUCUCCACUUGGUCCUCCCAACGGAGUGGAGGUCUUCCUCUUCCUCUGCUUCCACCGGCGGGUACUGCGUCGAAUACUUUCAGAGCUGGAGUGUUUUCGUCCAUCCGGACAACAUGGCCUAGCCAGCAUAGCCGCUGUCUUUUAAUUCGCUGAACUAUGUCAAUGUCGUCGUAUAUCUCGUACAGCUCAUCGUUCCAUCGAAUGCGAUAUUCGCCGUGGCCAAUGCGCAAAGGACCAUAAAUCUUUCGCAGAACUUUUCUCUCGAAAACUCGCAACGUCGACUCACCCUUUGUUGACAUCGUCCAAACCUCUGCAUCGUAUAGCAGGACGGGAAUUAUAAGCGACUUAUAGAGUUUGGCUUUUGUUCGUCCAGAGAGGACUUUACUUUUCAAUUGCCUACUCAGUUCGAAGUAGCACCUGUUGGCAAGAGUAAUCCUGCGUUGGAUUUCCAGGCUGACAUUGUUGGUGGCGUUAAUACUGGUUCCUAAAUAGACGAAAUUAUCUACAACUUCAAAGUUAUGACUGUCAACAGUGACGUGAGAGCCAAGUCGCGAGUGCGACGACUGUUUGUUUGAUGACAAGAGAUAUCAUUGCCCUCGUUCACUUUCCAGACCCAUUUGCUUUGCUUCCUUGUUCAGUCUGGAGAAAGCAGAACUAACAGAGCGGUUGUUGAGGCCGAUGAUAUCAAUAUCAUCGGCAUACGCCAGCAGUUGUACACUCUUAUAGAAGAUGGUACCUCCUCUAUUUAGUUCUGCAGCGCUAACUAUUUUCUCCAGAAGCACGUUGAAAAAGUCGCACGAUAGGGAAUCGCGUUGUCUGAAACCUGGUUUGGUAUCGAAGGGCUCGGGGAGGCCCUUAACGAUUUUGACGGAGCUUUUGGUGUUGCUCAAAAUCAGUUUACACAGCCGUAUUGGUUUUGAGGGGAUACCAAAUUCAGACAUCGCAGCACAAGGGCAGCUCCUAUUGGUGCUGACGAAAGCAGCUUUGAAAUCAACGAAGAGGUGGUGUGUGGCGAUUCUCCUUUCACGGGUCUUUUCCAAGAUUUGGCGCAUGGUGAAUAUUUGGUCGGUUGUUCAUUUUCCAGGUCUAAAGUCACACUGAUUAAGUCCAAUCAGUUUGUUGACGGUGGGCUUUAAUCUUUCACACAAUACGCUCGAUAGAGCUUUAUACGCGACGUUGAGGAGGCUAAUCCCACGGUAGUUGGCGCAGAUUGUGGGGUCGCCUUUUUUAUGGAUUGGGCAUAGCACAUUUAAAUUCCAAUCUUUGGGCAUACUUUCGUCCGACCAUAUUUUGCAAAGAAGCUGAUGCAUGCACCUUAUCAGUUCUUCGCCGCCGUGUUUGAAUAGCUCGGCCGGCAAUCCAUCGACCCCUGCCGGUUUGUUGUUUUUCAGGGGGGGUCUGCUCCAUCGUCAUCGAUUGGGUUAUCGGGUUCGCCUUCUCCUGGUGUUGUGCGUUCACUGCCAUUCAGCAGGCUGGAGAAGUGUUCCCUCCAUAAUUUAAGUAUGCUCUGGGCAUCGGUGGCUAGAUCACCUUGGGGGGUUCUACAAGAGUAUGCUCCGGUCUUGAAACCUUCUGUAAGCCGCCGUAUCUUUUCGUAGAAUUUUCGAGCAUUACCCCUGUCGGCCAGCUUAUCAAGCUCUUCGUACUCACGCAUUUCGGCCUCUAUCUUUUUCUGUCUACAAAUGCGUCUCGCUUCCCUCUUCAACUCUCGGUAUCUAUCCCAUCCCGCACGUGUUGUGGUCGAUCGUAACGUUGCGAGGUAGGCAGUCUGUUUUCUCUCCGCUCCUACACGGCACUCCGCGUCGUACCAGCUGUUCUUUUGCAUUAUCUGAAAACCAUCCCACAGUUCCCUUAUACCGAGUUCUUGACGAGUGCUAUCAGAGAACAGGAGUGCAAGUCGAGUAGAAAAUCGUUCUGCUGUCUUUUGUGAUUGCAACUUUUCGAAGUCGAACCUUCCUUGUGUUUGUUUACGUGCGUUUUUUGCUGCACAGAGGCGGGUGCGAAUUCUUUGACCACAUCGGCGUUAAAGUCACUAGGCACGAUUUUGAUAUGGCGAGGGCAGCUCUCAUAGGUGCCCUCCAAGCGCUCAUAGAAGGCAUCUUUGGCCACAACUUUUUUCUCUUCCGUCGGGGCGUUGGCGCAAAUCAGCGAUAUGUUGAAGAACUUCGCUUUGAGUCGGAUUGUGGCUAGACGUUCAUUCACCGGAGUGAAUGAUAGUACUUGGCGACGGAGUCUCUCUCCCACUACGAACCCCACACCAAACUUGCGCUCAUUUAUAUGGCCACUGUAGUAAAUGCCGCAAGGACGCAGGAUCUACUUGUCUCAGUCCUUGUCCCGUCCAUCGCAUUUUUUGGACGCCGGUGAUGUCAGCUUUUAUUUUCGUGAGGACAUCAACCAGCUGGGCAGCGGCCUUCCCAAUUAAGGGACCGGACAUUCAACGUGCAUACGCUCAAUUCGUAUCCUUAUUUCUUUUGCCAUGGUCGUCAUCAAAAGGGGGGUUUCUCUUCCGAGGCUGUGUGUAAUUUUAUUUGAGGGUUUUUUUUUAUGCAGGGGAUGUUUCGCCUUCUUACUUUAGCUGGCCUUCAAAUGGAUGUGCUUAGGCUACCCAGAGGAUACUUGAUCAACGACCGGAAGUCGUGAGCUGCUUGAGCCAUAUGUAAAAGAAUCGUUUCUGGCCACUCCCAAGUGAAUGACGAUCAGAGAACUUUCCUCACUUGCGUGAACUUCUAAACAUGACUCCAUCAUCUUACAACAAAGCAGAGAACGUUUAUAAUAGAGAAGGUUCAUAGUAUAUUUGGUAUCAAAGCAUAUACUAAGUACAUAAGUAUGUACAUAGUUAUGUUAAAAUUUACCUAUUUUAUGAUGAAUUCCAUAAAAACUUUGCAAAUAUGUAUGUAUAUAACUCAAUAAGAUUUGUAUUACUACCUAAAUACGAGUCUUCAUUUUAUAUACUUAGGUUUGAUACGACAUAUAUUUAUAUACAUAAAUAUGUAUAUAUUUGCUUUGGUCAUUAAUCGUUUCGAUAUCAUGUUAAAAGACCAAGCGGUCGCACAUUUGCCCAUAUAUAAUUAUGUAUGUUUGCAUGUAAGCAAAUAGUAUAAAAGAACCAUAUGCAUAAUGUUUGUAAAUUUGUCUACAUGCAUUAUACAUAUGUAUGUAAAUACAUAUGUACACUCAAUGCUUCAUGCGAAAUUUCCGUUGACACAGACAACCAAUGGCGAAGCUCACAUUUUUUGCUUUCAUGUCAAAGAAUCAAUAUGUCGACGGUCCGACGCGGCGACAAAGCGACACAACAUUGUGUUGUUGGUAGGAAAUCCGAGCUGUGCCGAAAACACAAACGAAUGAUCGCCAAUUACCACUGCUUCCCUUGCCGCUGAAACAGCUUCGCAUACAAACCAGUGUAGAUAUGUAUGUAUUUGUAUGAGCAUGCAUACAUAUCGACGCAGACUUUUGCAAGCCGAUUAAAAAUAGUUUUUACAUUCUGUUCGGAGCAGCUCCUUUCAUUAUGGAACUACCAAUAAUGAGUAGCAUUAAUCUUAAGUUAUUAUUUAUACUUAAGUUAACUAAAUUAAUACGCACACAAAUAUUCCACCAACUGUGGUGAGAAAACAUUGUAAAUAUUAAAUACUUUAUAUUAAUUGUUAUCUGGUCACUCUAAUUGUGCAUAUCCACCACACAUUACUCGUUAUUCUAAUUCCUCAUUUCCCUUUAUCCUUUAAUAUGUUUAUACAUACAUACUUGUUAGAACAAUUAAGCUUAGCUUUGCCUAAGCCUAGCAUCUUAGUUAUAGUUCGCUUUUUACAUUCGAUACCGGCACACGCAUUAUUUUCUAGUUCGGUUCUUAUAUUCGCUACCUGCAGACAGGCAGGCAUUUCACCUAAUAAACCACCAGCCACGUAACUUUCUACUCGUUGUAUUAUAUAUAUUUAUAUUAAUAAAUAUUUUGUAAAUAUAUAUCGUCGUUGUUUUAUAUCGCGAUUCGAAGCUAUCAAAAAAGCUUGGUAGCUCAACACAUUCCUUGACAAAUACAGUCAAUACCGGUUAUGUGCCAUAGUCAAAGAUACAGAUGCUUGUGGUUUGUAAAACUAAAAAUAUAAUAUGGCACAUAAGCGUGUGAGAAUACGAGUACUUAAGCGAGUGGUACUUAAAACAAUAAUUUCUAUGUGUAAACCGUGAGAAGCAGCAAGAUGUAGGGAGGUAAGAGGGAGGAUUUUCAUUUAAGCGGAGUACUACUUAACCGGGACUCACUGUACACAUAACUCAUAGGAAUAAUGAAUAUUUUCGUGGGCAACCAUGAAGAGGGAAGUGAGAGCAACGUAUUUUACCACUCCAUAUUUAUAAAUGAGAACAACGUAUUUUCACACACCAUGUUUACAAAUGAGUGCGCGAGUUACAUCCCAUGCUAAUAGCUUUGACAGACGGCAGCGUUAAACCAGAUUAUUUGCAUUUUUCGGGAUUAAUUCAGGAGUUAUCACAGCUAACUCCGUUGCUGAAUCCAAACAUAACUCUCAAAAUUUUAGGGAGUUUGUGAGAUUUUCGUUGGCGACAUUGUUAAUAAUUGACAGCUGUAUUCUAUUGUGAAUGAAAAAUAAGAACAGUGACAGCUGUUUUACGUUUAAAUGUAUUCAAAGUUAUUUUAAACAGCGACGAUUAAAGAUUAAAAGUAAGUAAUUUUAUUAUUUUGCAUUGCCUUCUAAACGAAAAUUAUUAUCUUUGUUUUAAUUUCAGAUGGCUGGCAGAAAAAAGCGUUCAGGGUGGACUUUUAAGGAUGAGUUGGAGCUGCUGGAAAAAUGGGAGGCACGUUCCCACGACCUCCGGCGUGCAAAGCGAAAUGCUCAUAUAUACAAUGAGAUUUCGCAGGAAAUGGCACAAAAAUACACCGCCGAGGAAAUUCACUGCAAAGUGAAAAAUAGGACAAAGAAAUACAUCUCUACUUUCAGAGAGGAGAAAACCAAAAUUGGCCCUUCUGGUGGUAGUCCCUCGCCUUGGAGGCAUUAUAAUGCUGUGAAUCGCAUAGUAGGGUGUACUGCCGUUAAUUCGGCUUUGUACAUAGAGACAUACUCGUAUUCCGAGAAUUCAACAUUAAACCAAUUGUUGCCGCCGUCCGACCCACCAUUAUCACCUCCGUUGCCAUCGCCAUCAUGUCCGCUGCCACCUUCGUUGCCGUCACCAUCACUGUCAUGUCCGAUGCCGUCACCAUCACCUUCAUCUGCAACAAGAAAACGUAAUUUUAGCCCCGAGUUGUUAAAGGUUUUAAAAAAACAAACAGACAUAUUAGAAAGGGUUGCGGAUGAAACCAAGCACGUUUCAGAGGAAAUAAUUCAGACUGUUCGACAGCACAAUAAUUUGUCAGAAAGAUUUUUAACCCUUAUGGAGAACAUCGCAGAGAAACUUUAAGUUUAAAAUAAUUGUAUCGUUUUUUUCUAGUCCUACACCAUUAUUUAAUGAAAUGUUUUGUUAUUUUCUAGUCCUUAACCAUUAUUUAAUGAAAUGUUUUGUUAUUUUCUAGUCUUAAAACAUAAUAUAAUGUAACAAAAAAUGAAUUUAAAUAAAAAAUGAUCUCUU